UUUCUCUAAUAAUUUACUUCUCUCUCUCUCUCAAAAAAAAAAAAAGAAGCUCUAGAACAAUUUUUGUUUUAAUGACCAUAGUAUCCGGGGUCAGCUUUACCCACCUCAACUAAUUCCACGAAAUACCUGUCACCUCAUAUCAGCGUGAAUUAUAUGACAUUACUUAUUAUUAAAUCCAGCUUGUUCGAUCCAAAUGGGUACUUAAGUGUAUGCAAAUAUGUCGAUUAGUCCAGAAGAUAGUAAUAACUUUGUUUAUUAUAAGUAGACUUUAAUGUUGAGUUUAUUUUAAUAAAUUGGCUCUAAUAAAAGAGAUUAAUUAUGUUUUAAUUUACCAGGAUUUUUAAUGUAUUAGAUAGUAGAGUCUAAUUUUGGUUUUAUAAGUCGUUUAGUACCGUUCUGCUACUAUCUGUUGUCUUUAUUACUGUCGGGUAUGUUGUUGUAGUAUAUAUUCAGAGCUGGAUCUAGAAUUGAAGACAUUUUAGAAGCUUGUGAGUAUUUGGCAGGUAAUUAAGAUUCGACCGUUCUAAAUGAUUUGUGAGUAUUUGGCAGGUAAUUAAGAUUCGACCGUUCUAAAUGAUUCUUCCGAUUGACCCAGCAAAUAAAUUAUCGUUCAAUCGCUGCAUUAAAGAUGGAGAUUUGGUCAUUGUGUAUGAGAGAUACGAUACAAUGAAAGCAGUGAAAGUCAGUGAGGAUGGGGUUCUGCAAAAUCGUUUUGGUGCUUUUAAGCAUUCUGAAUGGAUAGGUAAACCAUUCGGGUCCAAGGUUUUGAGUAACAAAGGUGCUUUUGUUUAUUUGUUAGCUCCAACUCCUGAGCUAUGGACGUUAGUGCUGAGUCACAGAACGCAGAUUCUUUAUAUAGCUGACAUUAGCUUUGUUGUUAUGUACUUGGAGAUCGUUCCUGGUUGUUUGGUUCUUGAAUCUGGUACCGGGAGUGGAUCUUUGACAACUUCUCUUGCAAGGGCUGUUGCCCCCACUGGCCAUGUUUAUACCUUUGAUUUCCAUGAACAGAGAGCUGCCUCAGCUAGGGAGGACUUUGAGAAGACGGGGUUGAGCAAUCUGGUCACAGUAGGAGUAAGAGAUAUACAGGGCGAAGGGUUCCCCGAUGAGUUUUGUGGGAGGGCAGAUUCAGUAUUCCUAGACCUUCCUCAACCUUGGCUUGCCAUUCCUUCUGCUGGCAAAAUGUUGAAACCAGACGGAGUAUUGUGCUCCUUCUCUCCAUGCAUCGAGCAAGUACAACGUUCCUGUGAAACACUCAAAUUGGAUUUUACAGAUAUACGAACAUUUGAAGUGCUUCUACGCACCUAUGAAGUUAGACAAAAGAUACUAGAGAGCUGCCCAGUAAAUGAAGGAGAUUCUAUUGAACGUCCUCCACGGAAGAGGAGGCAGGGUUCUGCUGAAGGAAGCAAUGGGACAGAAUGCUCUUCUUCUCCUACACCGGUGAUUAGGCCUUCUGGUGAAGCAAGAGGUCAUACUGGCUAUUUGACAUUUGCGCGACUCAAAUGUUUUGUGUAAUCUGUUUCAACGAAUCUCCAAUUUUUGUGGUCGAGUACACUCUUCGUGCUUACUUUUCUUGUUGAUUCUACGACUAGAUAUCAGACAAUUUUGUCUCGAGAUUUAACAAAAAGAAAGAAUUGCUUCUCCCCUAA
Capsicum annuum is the source of this 1646-nucleotide messenger RNA. RefSeq names its product tRNA (adenine(58)-N(1))-methyltransferase catalytic subunit TRMT61A. The transcript is spliced from 4 exons. The record is from RefSeq and is a predicted model, not a curated record. Bases 574 to 1512 code for a protein of 312 amino acids. Lineage: Eukaryota; Viridiplantae; Streptophyta; Magnoliopsida; Solanales; Solanaceae. Gene Ontology annotation, cellular component: nucleus; tRNA (m1A) methyltransferase complex. Gene Ontology annotation, biological process: tRNA methylation.